Messenger RNA from Fusarium pseudograminearum CS3096, 1371 nucleotides. RefSeq lists its product as uncharacterized. Gene Ontology annotation, biological process: transmembrane transport. The record is from RefSeq and is a predicted model, not a curated record. The transcript has 3 exons. Bases 1 to 1371 code for a protein of 456 amino acids. Gene Ontology annotation, molecular function: transmembrane transporter activity. Lineage: Eukaryota; Fungi; Ascomycota; Sordariomycetes; Hypocreales; Nectriaceae.
AUGUCGACCGAGCAGACUGCCGACGAAAUCAUCACCUUGUUGGGCUUGACGCCGCACCCAGAAGGAGGCUACUUCUUCAAGAGCUUCCAUGACCCACAGUCACAUAUAGAUCGAGCCCACAGCACAUGCAUCUAUUACCUUGUUAUCGGAAACGGAGGUCCCACGCGCUGGCAUCGCAUCAACGACGCUUGCGAGGUUUGGCAUCAUUACGCUGGUGCGCCUCUUAAAUUAUCAGUCGCCUGGGACGACGAGACGGGUGUCGCGAGCAAGAUACUUGGAAAGGAACUGGCUCGAGGACAGAGACCUCAGGCCGUGGUUGAGAGGGCUCAGUGGCAACGCGCGGAAUCGCUGGGGGAGUGGACGGGAAGCUUUGUGACCGCCAUCAUUGUCCUCUGCCUUGUACGUCUGCCUUCACCAAGUCCGUGUCGAUUUGGUCACGUUGUGAAGCCUAGCGAGAUCAUGGGGCUCAUCCUGAUACUCUCGGGCCUGUUUUGUGCCGUCCUCUUCUUGCAGUGGGGCGGGACUACCCAUGCAUGGAACAGCUGGCAAAUUAUCCUGCUUAUGGUCAUCUUUGUGAUUACUAUUGCCGCCUUUGGAGGUCUACAGACCUGGCAAGGUGAAGAAGCAACAAUCCCUCCGAGAAUCGCAAAGCAGCGGACGAUGCUUUCUGUAUGUGUCUUUACAUUAUUCUCAUCCGGGGCUUACUAUCUGCUCAUAUACUUCCUGCCUCUGUAUUUUCAAGAGGUCAAGGGCGCCACUGCUCUGCGGUCCGGGAUCCAGUGCAUUCCCCUCAUUCUCUGCAAUGUUGUAGGCUCUUUGUCCUCUGGACUCCUGACAACCAAGCUGGGACACUACUUUCCAUCUCUGUACCUCUCCAUGGUUCUCACCUGCAUAGGCGCAGGCCUUUUUGUCACACUGAGGCCUGGUACAGAAACCGCCCCAGUAGUAGGCUAUCAAGUCCUCUAUGGAUUUGGAAGCGGCCUCGGGUUUCAGCUGCCGCAGAUUGCGGCGCAGACAGUCCUUAAAGAGACAGAAGUACAGAUUGGCAUCGCCAUGACGCUAUUCUUUCAGAGUCUUGGAGGGACGCUUUUCCUCAGCGUCGGAAAUUCUGUUUUUAAGGAACAGCUGCGCAAUCGCCUGUUGGAGCACGCCGGGCUCUCAGCCCAGCAGCUCAAGGUCAUCCUCUCAGCUGGAGCUGUGGCGAUUGAAUCUACUCUCCAGCCCAAAGAGCUCGAGGCUGUAAGAAGCGGUUAUAGCGAGGCGCUGAUCUUUGCAUACUAUACUGCACUGGCUGCUUCUAUCUUGUCAGCAUUCGGAGGACUUUUUGUUGAAUGGAAGAGUGUGACAGAAAAAGUUCCGAGUUCAUCUUAG